CUUUCACGCAUGCUGGAGGUAGCCAUUUUGGGAGCGAUCGGAGCCUUUCCUGACGGGGGCACUGGAGCAACGGCGAGCUGGCUCCUCACUAUACGUGAAUGGUGUGGAGAAAGCCGUCAGCGAGUACGCAGUGACGCUUCCCAUGAACGGAAACGGGCUGUUGAGCCAGGGCAGCCCCCAGGCAGUUGAGCCCGGUCUGGCCGUGCCGGGCGGCGCCGCGCCGCCGUCCGCCGAGCCGCUGAUGGCCGGCCCGCCGCCGCCGCCGCCGGCGGCGCCCGUGCUGCAGCAGACCGGGCCCGUGUUCUACCCGACGCCGCAGAUGGACGGCAGCAUACCGCUGGAGCAGCUGAAGCAGCGGCUGCAGCACCAGCUCGAGUACUACUUCUCCAGGGAGAACUUGGCUAACGAUACUUACCUGAUGUCCCAAAUGGACAGCGACCAGUAUGUUCCUAUAUCGACGGUGGCCAACUUCAACCAGGUCAAGAAGCUGACCAACAACAUCGACCUCAUCACGCAGGUGUUGAAAGACUCGCCCAACGUGCAGGUGGACGGGACGUGCACGCGCGUCCGGCCCAACCACAAGCGGUGCACAGUGAUAUUGCGCGAGGUGUCCGAUGCCACGCCCAUGGAGGAGGUCAAGGCCAUCUUCGAGAGCCCGAACUGCCCGAAGGUGGUGAACGUGCAGAACGCGCGGCUCAACAACUCGUGGUACGUCAACUUCGAGUCCGACGAGGACGCACAGAUGGCGUACCGCUACCUGCGCGAGGAGGUGCGCUGCUUUCAGGGCAAGCCGAUUAUGGCGCGUAUCAAGGCGCAGCCCAUCAUCAACCGCAUGUACAACCCGCCGCCGAGCGCGGCCAAGAACGGCUUCGUGGCAGCGCCGGGCGGCGGCGAGCCGCCAGCCGCCUACCAGGUGAACGGCAGCGUGCCGGCCGGCCGCUACACAUACACGGUGGGCACGCCGGCGUCGGCGCCGCCAGCCGCCACCGCCGCCGUCGCCGCCUCGGCCGCCUACACCCAGCCGCAGCAGAACCAGUUCGGAGCCUUCUACCAGCUGCCGCAGCCGUACUUCCCGAAUCUGUCCGGCUUCUACGGCACGCCCAGUACGGGCCUGUUCGAGCUGAGCUCGGCGCCCGUCUUCACCUUCAACGGCCUGGCGCCGCAGGCCACGUUCAAGCAUGGCGCGGCGAACGGCCGCUUCAGCGGCGGCGGCGGCGGCGGCAGCCGGAACAGGAACCCGAAGCGAAGCCAGUCGGGCGGCUCUGUGGACCACAGCCGGAGUAUGGGUCUGCAGGGCGCCUACAAUACUCAGGGCCACAGCGCGUACCAGCCGGUGCACGUGCAGGGUCUGCCGCCGGGACCGGGCGGCACGCACAGCUACUCCAACGGCCGGGGCAGUCGCAGCGCGCACGCGCGCAGCUACAGCAACGACUACGGCCGGCCCGAGCCGGGGCACGGCGGCGCCGGGCCGCAGACCGUGUCUGGCUACCAGCCGACUGGCGCCAGCACUAGUCAGGUGGCGGCGGCGCCGGCCGCCGUCGGCGAUGCCAAGCGCGAGGAGGCGGCGUACGCGGCCGGCCGCCAUCACAGUGCUGCCGGACCAUCCCCACCGACGCGGCGCUGGUGA
Pollicipes pollicipes is the source of this 1627-nucleotide messenger RNA. Its product is annotated as la-related protein Larp4B. Gene Ontology annotation, biological process: positive regulation of translation. Lineage: Eukaryota; Metazoa; Arthropoda; Thecostraca; Pollicipedomorpha; Pollicipedidae. The transcript has 11 exons. Gene Ontology annotation, molecular function: mRNA 3'-UTR binding. Gene Ontology annotation, cellular component: cytoplasmic stress granule; cytosol. The record is from RefSeq and is a predicted model, not a curated record. The coding region runs from base 143 to 1627 and encodes 494 amino acids.